AUGGCAGGACAGUUUAUCGAGGUGCCAAAGAUCUCCGGUGAACCCGUCAUGGACUUCUACAUCCCCAUCUUCAGCAUCUUCUAUUUCCUAUUCAUGAUUGGUUGGUUGAAGGUAGCCUUGUGCGUGAUGAACCCGUUCGGUCAUGACGAUGUGGACUACAAGGCAUCUGAGAUCUUUGAUGCCGACCUUGUCGUCGGCUAUAAUAUGGUUUUGUUUGACGAGACCUUAAACCCCCAGACGCUUCAGUCCCCAACUCUCGAAAUCCCGCCCAUGAAGGGGCACGAAAAUGACAAUCUUCAGGACUUCCUAACCAACGUCUCAGAUGACCUCGUACAUUAUCAAAACUCUCAGGGGUACCACGGGUGA
Dibothriocephalus latus is the source of this 366-nucleotide messenger RNA. The record is from the annotation of a GenBank genome assembly. NCBI's taxonomy places the organism in Eukaryota, Metazoa, Platyhelminthes, Cestoda, Diphyllobothriidea, Diphyllobothriidae.